Molecule: messenger RNA, 435 nt
Organism: Fulvia fulva
Lineage: Eukaryota; Fungi; Ascomycota; Dothideomycetes; Mycosphaerellales; Mycosphaerellaceae
Exons: 2
Coding region: 1-435 (144 amino acids)
Source: RefSeq, a predicted model, not a curated record
AUGGGCACUGUGUUGCGACCUCUACACUGUUCCCUCGGUGGGGUGGACAUUAAGGCAACGGCGCCGACCAGGAGUCUUCCGGACAAUGCAGCCGGCCAAGUCCUUUUCCAACACCAAGAUUAUACUGCCAACCAAAGCAUCGAGGAUUGUCGAAUGGAAGAAGGUAGCGAUGGAGUUCCCGAGGCCGCCAGCGACGUCCAGGGCGAGUUCUUGUUCGACAGCUACGAACCUGAAGACGUAGUCUCGGAAACAAUGCUAUAUUCUCCCGACGGACACGCUGCAAUCUUGCCAGAUGCGUCCCUUGCCUUGGGGUUAAGGUGUGUCCUGUUCGACCAUAUCGAGGCAAUGAGAAUCGAAGCAGAACUCAAGAAUGAGCUUGGCAUCAUGGAUCCGAGGUCUGUAGAGGUCCAAGAGGAGAUUCAAGCCUUGGAGUAG